Messenger RNA from Thecamonas trahens ATCC 50062, 870 nucleotides. RefSeq lists its product as uncharacterized. The record is from RefSeq and is a predicted model, not a curated record. The coding region runs from base 11 to 712 and encodes 233 amino acids. The transcript has a single exon. NCBI's taxonomy places the organism in Eukaryota, Apusomonadida, Apusomonadidae. Gene Ontology annotation, cellular component: nucleoplasm.
GAAGAAGGGGAUGAGUACAGGAGAAGGAGAGGAUGGGCUCGAGGUUGUUGACUUGAGCUUUGUUCUCCAUCCACAGGUCUUUGCUCCGCCAGGAAGCCGUCCAUGUCCGGUGUACCAGGAGCUGACGCUGAAGGAGAGCUCGGCGGCGCUGGCCGUCAUCGCCUUUCGUAACUACUACACCGCCGCGUUGAGACUCUCGUAUCUUCGGGCAAAUGAUGAUACUGGCGAUGAUGAAGUGGCUGAUGAUCGUUGGAUUGAUAUGGAUGUCGUCAAGCUCAUGGCCGAUCCCCAUCUCGAGACUGAUGCCGAGGCCUGGAUCAUUCUUGUGGUGGCGCCCAGAUCCGCUGAUGGAGAGGGUGCAGACGAUUCCAUGUCUGCCUCACCGCUGACAAAGGUAAUCAGCUGUCGCCUGCCUGAUCCGCAGCCGGCCAUCACCCGCAUCCGGUUGUAUCUCAUCCAGCCAUCGCCGCUGUGGCGCCGGUUUGGUGUCAAUGAGCUAGCUGUCCUUGGCCGCGCUGUCUAUGGCAAGGCUGCUGCCGAUAAGGAUGGCGUAAGUGCGUCGGACGCCGACAAAGAUCCCCGCGUUGCGCGGAUCGAGGGCCACCUCGCCCGCCUCCGCAAACUCCGCGACCUACUCAACCCCCGCGUUGCCAUCCUGGCCGGCUACGACCUCGCGCUUCCUGACAACUACGCCGCCAUCGAUCCCAGAUGAGCAAUGCCACAGCAUAGGGCCCUCCUGGCCUCACCCGGCUCACCUCAUCACGCCCUCUAGGCAACAGAUCAAGACCAACAACGUGCCGAUGCACAACAGCAUACAACAUCCCUCCAUCCCGUACCAACUAUCCGUACGGCCCAAACACACACACUCCC